Messenger RNA from Peromyscus leucopus (white-footed mouse), 2348 nucleotides. RefSeq names its product zinc finger protein 14-like. Gene Ontology annotation, molecular function: RNA polymerase II cis-regulatory region sequence-specific DNA binding; DNA-binding transcription factor activity, RNA polymerase II-specific. Bases 182 to 1855 code for a protein of 557 amino acids. Gene Ontology annotation, biological process: regulation of transcription by RNA polymerase II. The transcript is spliced from 4 exons. The record is from RefSeq and is a predicted model, not a curated record. NCBI's taxonomy places the organism in Eukaryota, Metazoa, Chordata, Mammalia, Rodentia, Cricetidae.
CCAAUGAAAAAUCCAGGCAUUAGGAAGAUGGCCGCUACAUAUCACUGAAACAUCCCUUUUUGUCCCUGCUAUAUUUGGGAUCUGGGUUCCUCCGACUGGGGAGGGACUCUCUAGGUUUCUCCCGUCCCUUUCAGCCUCCCCUCCACUGACAGCAGGAACCCCAAGAGGAUACCAGGACACCAUGUCGCUGGAAAUGGAGUCAGUGACCUUUGAGGAUGUGGCUGUGCACUUCACCAUGGAGGAGUGGAUUAUGCUGGAUCUAUCGCAAAAGGACCUCUACAAAGAUGUGAUGAAGGAAAUAUUGAGAAACAUGGUGUCAAUAGGAAACACAAGGAAACACCAAAAGAUUGAAAAUGAAUACCAAAAUUCUGAGAGAAAACUAAGCUGUCAACUGGUAGAGAAACUACAUGACUGUAAAGAAGGUCAUAAGUGUGCAGAAAUCUUCAACUUCUCUAUGGAAGGCACUGUGAACCAUAAAUUUUAUCCAGGAGUACACAUAUGUAAAAGAAAUGAGUUUGUAAAUGUCGUCAUUGGCCAUUUAGCUUUAAGUGUCCGGCUAAAACCUAGGCCAGGGCAGCAAUCAAAUGGAGUUCAGGAAGGUGGAAAGGAGUUGGAUAAUAAUAAGGAAUCUGAGAAGACCUCCAGCUCUCCCGCCUCUUUUCAGAAGCAUGAAAGUACUGACACUGGCGAGGAAUCUAAUAAAAAUAAGCAGUCUAAUGAAGACUUAAGCCUUGGUCAAAGUCAUGAAAAGACUACGGCUGAAGAAAAACACCAUGAAUGUAAGCAGUGUGCGAAAACUUUUACUUCCCUCAGGUCCCUGAAGGGGCAUGAACAUCAUUACCAUGCAAAAAAAUCCUUUGCAUGUAAGCAGUGUGGGAAAGCCUUCCCUUUCCCCAGUUCCCUGCAAGUACAUGAAAGGAUCCACACUGGAGAGAAGCCCUAUUUGUGUAAGCAGUGUGGGAAAACCUUUGCGUAUUCCAGUUCUCUUCUAAGACAUGAAAAAAUUCACACCGGCACAAGUUCCCAUAAGUGUCAACUAUGUGGGAAAACCUUCACUCGUUUGAAUUCUCUUUUAAGGCACAAACUAAUCCACACUGGCGAGAAGCCCUAUGCAUGUAAUCAGUGUGGGAAAAGCUUUUCUCGUUCUGCUUCCCUUCAAAGACACACAAGAAUCCACACUGGAGAGAAACCCUAUGUAUGUAAGCAAUGUGGGAAAGGAUUCAUCACUUCUACUUAUCUUCAAGUACAUGAACGAACUCACACUGGGGAAAAACCUUAUGUAUGUAAGGAGUGUGGGAGUGCCUUCAUGCUUUGGACUCAAUUUCAAAAACAUAAAGUAACUCACAGUGGUGUGAAUCCCUAUGUCUGUAAGCAGUGUGGGAAAGCUUUCACUCGUCUGGGUUCACUACAAAUACAUGAAAGAAUUCACACUGGCGAGAAGCCCUAUGUGUGUAAGCAGUGUGCAAAAGCCUUCUUGUCUUUGAAUCAGUUAAGAAGACAUGAAGUAACCCACAAUGGCAUCAAACCCUAUGAGUGCAAACAAUGUGGGAAGGGAUUUGUAUCUUCUACAACCUUUCGAAGUCAUGUAAAGAUACACAGUGGAGAUAACCCGUAUGUGUGUUCACAGUGUGAGAAAGUUUUGAGUUCUGACAGUGCUUUGCGGAAACAUAAAAUGAUUCACACCGGAGAGAAACCUUGUGUAUGUAAGCAGUGCGGUAAAACAUUCACUCAUUUAAGUUCUCUUCAGUAUCAUGCACUGAUGCACAGUGGAGAGAAACCCCAUGAAUGUAAGAAAUGUGGGAAAGGCUUUAGGUCUCUUAGCCACCUUAAAAAGCAUGAAAGAACUCAACACUGAAUAGAAACUUUAUGCAUGUAAACAAUAUGGGAAAGCCUUUACUUAUUCUCAUUGGCAUAAUGUUUACACAUUUUAAAUGGCUGGGUUGCUUUCGCAUAAGCAACCUCACUCUGAAGGUAAGUCUACCAAUGUGUGAAAGCCUUCUAUCAUACUGAUUUCUUUUUUUUUUUUUCCCUACUGAUUUCUUAAAAAACAAAAACAAAACAAACUUGAAACAGCCACAAUGGAGGGGAACUUUUUUUAAAAAAAAAUAACAUGGAAAUGAUUUUUGUACUAAAAGUUUUCUUCAAGUCCAUGAAGGAAGUCACACUAGAGAAAAGCCCUAGGAAUGCAGGUGACGUUUAAAUCUUUGCAGUCCCAGACCAUGGCAAAGACAUGCCGCAGAUUAUACUGCAGAAAACCCUUUGCAUGUCUGCAGUGUAGAAACCCAUUACUUCUUCCCUGCUUCCUUCAAAUAAGUCAACUAGAGGGGACUAGAGAGAUGACUAAGCAG